UGCUUGGAAAGGAGAUAGGUGUAAGACAGAGGCUUUUCUGCCUCACUCUCACUUGUCUUUUCGCUUCUGAGUGCUUCCAAACUCCUAUUCUGUAGACUUUUGCGCACAGCUUUAUUAUUUUCUACCCUUUUCCAAGUGAGUUAAUUUUGGCUACGCGGUACUGUCCCCUGUGCUCUGCCCAAUGACAAGUCGGUUCCCCAUACGCAGGUAGUUGCUGGGCAGACAACACCCCGCCUUAGCCAUCCGUCCCACAGCGGCACCGCCCUCCGAGCGCUCUGCCCCGCCUCAGCCACAAGAAGGGCGGGGACCAGGAUUUGAGUGACAGGACGCUCUGAGGGCGGGCAAAGACACAGCAGCCAAUAGUAAUUCUGGCUAGCCUUGACGAGCAGAGCUCGCAGCCAACCGGGUUUAGCGCGCCGGAGGAAGGCGGAGCGCCCCGUUGCUAGGGCCGCGCUGUUGCUAGGGCCGCGGCAGAGCGCGGUGGCGGCCGCCGCCGCCGCCUUCCCGACCCGCUACCUCUGCCUCCGCCUUUCUCGGGCCGGGGUGAUGGUGAAGCUCUCCGCCAAGUGCCUGCUGGCAGGUGAUCCAGCUGUGGGGAAGAGUGCUUUAGCCCAGAUGUUCCGCAAUGAUGGGGCUCAUUUUCAGAAGAACUAUACAUUGACAACGGGCAUUGAACUGUUGGUGAAGGCUAUAUCAGUUCCAGAGACAAGUGAUAGUGUGGAAUUCUUCAUUUUUGACUCUGCAGGCAAAGAUCUAUUUUCUGAGAUGCUGGAGAAACUGUGGGAGCAACCAAAUGUCCUGUGCCUUGUGUAUGAUGUCACUAAUGAGCAAUCUUUCAGCAACUGUGCCAAGUGGCUGGAAAAGCUGAGGGCACAAGCAGUUGGAAUGCACAUCCCAGGUGUCUUAGUGGGGAAUAAAACAGAUCUGGUUGGUCGUCGAGUUGUGGAACAGAAACAAGCACAGGAAUGGGCUGACAAACAUGGCCUGGAAUACUGUGAGAUGUCAGUAAAGGAGAUGAAAAACUUUGAGGCCCCUUUCAACAUCCUGGCAAAGUCAUUCUACCAACUGUACAAGGAAAAAGUGGAAACCUUUCACUCACUAGCUUGAGGGCCGUGACUGGGAUGACUUAACUUCAGAACUUCUUCUAGUGCCCAGAAUCCUAUGGAUUGGAAUACAGAGAGAGGACAAAAGAUGAGCUUUUUGCUUCUUCACAGUCAUCUUCUGGUAAUUCAAAAUAAACUAGAAAUAAGCGAAUGGAAAGACAUUAUUUUGGAAUUGCUACCUUAGCACCCCCUUCAUGUCCUUUACCUCGGUUCUCUGCUCACUGAAAGUCGGUUAGGUUGGAAGAGGAAGGAAUAAAAGGGGGAGGGCAGAAUGGAAAUUGCCAGCUUUUUGCCUUGAUAAUAGUGCCUUAUCUCAUGUCUGAACAAAAUUCCUGCAAGGAUGUAGAGAUUUGGAGGAGGAGAGAAGAAGCUGACAGGAUAUUUUUCAGCUUAAGCAACUCAGCACUGGUACAUACGUUGCAGGGCAGGACUGAUUCAGCCCUACUACUUGCAAAGCAUUUUCAGUAGAAAGUCUGUGGCCUGAAAUGGACACGUAGUUGGAUUGGAUUUAGGUGUGUUUCUGGGAACACCCGGAGUUUGAGGCCUUUUUUAACAGUGUUAUUCGUAUCAGUUCUAGAAUUGGUAUAGUGAUGGCUAACAUCUCUUUGUAAUGCCAAGAAUUUGGUUUUCUUCAACGGGGCUCUUCCACUGCCGGUCUGUCUUGCACCUGUGCCAUUGUCACUUGGUAACACAGUGCCCUCUGCUGGACCCGGGUCACAAAAUUUCUGAAGCAGCUACCUCUGUUGAAGCAAGGACUUUGUACAGUCUCACCCAAAUUGGCUUACCUGUAAAAUGAAGUCAUAUGGUGAGAAUAUGUCUUUUAUUCCAGGGGCAAGUCUAAAACUGAAAUUGCCCUUCCUUCUUCAUGCAUUUGUUAUUUUAUUUGUUUCUGUGUCAUUUUGCAUCUUGUCAGCUAAACAUCAUGUUCACAUCUUCUCAUAGGUUUAGCUCUCCAUCCCUUACUGGAAUCAGUCACCUUUGUUGUUAAACUUUCCCUGCUUACCCUUGAAUUCCAAAGUACAAGCUAUGAUUCUGAUUUCAGUUGUGGAAACAGGACUCAGGUUGAAAGACAAACUAGCUAAGUUAAUUUGAUUCAGCCACAUAUAAAUUUUGUACCAAAAGGGUAAAAGCCUGGACAGAACACUGUGAGAGAUGUUGACAUUGCAUAUGUAAGAAUUGCUAAUACUUGCUAAUGCAGUAUGUGAAAACAUCCAGUUAUGUACUGCCUUGCAGCUGGACCUAACAUUAAAGAGUUCAAAACUGUAGCAUUUCUCCUCUUCCAGAACUAUUUUGGCCUCCCUUGGGUAAGGAAAGCUAAUUUCUGAGGAGAAUAAACACUAAGGAGUUUUUCAGGCAAGCUUUUCAGGAAUCUGUGUUUCAAUACUUUUAUACAUAUAUUUUAUAACCACUUUUAUACCCAGUGCUAGGAAUAUGACUGCAGAUGUUGUAGCAGAGUUUAUGAAGCACUUCAAGAGUCUGCAAUAGCAGCUGGGCUCAUUUCACUGGCAACACUAUGUUGAUGCUGGGAAUUAGCUAGGGAGCAUGAACACAAGCUAAAGAGGUUAAGCAGGCCCUGAGCUUGCUGGAAAAGAAAAUAAAUAGACUUCUUGUUGUUUUGUUUUGUUUUUCACAAAUCCACUUGGGGGGAUGGGGGGAGAAGACAUAGCUGGGAAAGCUCUUAUUUGAAGAAAAGGACUCCUCCUUGGGCUUAGGGUCACUAGAUACAACUCACCUUUUUUGGCUUGGGUUACCUUGUUAAUCCUGGGGGUGUCUGUUGAUUUACAUAGGCUGAAUGGAAGUUUGCCUGUGGAUACUAGUACCCCUAUUAGGAAUAAAAGUUGUUUUGGAUGUUGAACUGAUCUACAGAAGGUAGUUCAUUUCCUCCUAUUUUUAUUGAUGAUGUGAUUGCAACACUUCUUUUUUUUCAUCUUGAAAAUAGCCUGCCAGCUGUGCCUGUCCCCUGUGAUGCGGUACAUGGGGGGAAGGGAGGGGAGUGAAUGCCUUAGGAAUGGGUGAUGAAAUGAAUCCUGCAUGAUCUCUAACGGGUGAGUUCAAUCUCUGUGCGCCAGAAAGAUCUCCCAUAACUUCAAAUAAACAGCCUAAAUACACCAGUAAGAUGAAGAUUGGUGAACAUUGUUUUAUUAAAUGAACACAAAAGCUGGAGGAUCUCAUUAAGGGAGUGCUGGUGGUGAUUUGUGAUUUAUUGGGAAGCUGCUUUUGAUAGGUUAGCGAAGAAAAAUGCAUCCCAUGCAGGGAAAGAUAUAUUGCCAGAGAGAGGAAAUGUGUAAUCUAAUUAGCUAGCAGUAGGGAUUCACCAACUGCCCCUGUCCUUCAUUCUGCAGGCCAAGACUAGAAAUAGAAAAAAGGUUGUGUCUAAAGCACAUAGCCCACCUUGCUGUUUGGCCAUUACUAUCUCCAUCAUUCUAAUGCAUUUUAAAAGCAGAAUAUAUUGUCCUUUCUAGCUAACAGGCUAUGUAAUAGCAGCGUGAUGCAGGUGAUGCUAUUUUCCUAGCUUAUUUGUGACCUUGGUUAUAGAGACUAAUAUGAAGGGUGAAUGGAGACCAUGGGAGUCAGAUACAACCAGGCUGUGGAAAAGUUUUGUCUAUAAAGUGAGGAUGCUUGUUUGCUGCUUAGCCUUUGCAUCUCCCUGAAUUACGGGUGCUGACAGGGGGAGGAAAGCAGAAAGUAUGUCUGCUGGCCAUUGUUGUCUUCUUACAGCUCCUCUACUUUGUCCAGCUAUGCAGUGCUGUAGGUGUUACAAGGAUAGAUAAUGGCAGGACAAAGGGAAAUGGUUUUAAGUUAAAGGAGGGAAGAUUUAAGUUGGAUGUUGGGGAAGUUCUUUACCAAGAGAGUGAUGAGGUGCUGGCACAGGCUGCCCAGAGAGGUUGUGGAUGAGCAACCCUAGAGGUAUUCAGGGCCAGAUUGGAUGGGGUCUCGGGCAGCUUGGUCUAGUAUUAGAUAUGGAGGUUGGCAACCCUGCAUGCAGCUGGGGGGUUAGAACUUCAUGAUCCUUGAGGUCCCUUCCAACUCAGGCCAUUCUGUGAUUCUAUGUGUUCAGCGUGCAUGCUGACAACACAAAAGAACCCUAAUUCAGCCAGAGCUGAAAUUUCAAAAGACAGGAGAGGAAACAAGCGGGCCUUUAACCAUCUUUAAGAAGUGUGUAGUCCUUUUUCCUGCUUGUUUUUUGUUUUGUUUUGUUUUUUUGAUUGGGGGAAAAAACUGUCUUUUCUCCUCAGAGUUCCUCCUUACCUUUCCUUUGGUCCUCAUUUCUCAUUUUUUUACUGGAAAAAAAAAUAAAAAAAAAGGUUUACAUAUAAACCUUUUUACACUUGUGUCUAGCUCUGUGUGGUAUGCUACAUCACCAUUUAAAAAAAAUUGUUGUUGUUUUAUAAUUUCUUCAUUGGCUAUUUCCAAGACUAUAAGACAUUUUGUCUUAGGGAAAUAAAUGGAUGAACAGAAAUGGAAUUUUAGUCAAGUCGUCUCUGAGGAGUGAACCUCAUAAACUGACUGACAUUCUGAAAUUUUACUGGAAAUUCAUUUUUGUAAAGUUGUCUAAUGAAGGUUGCUUUCAUAGUUUUGUUUUGUCUUGCCAGACAUGUUCUACCAUGGAGUGAAAUGCAGGAUAUAAAACUCCAGAAAGAUCAAUCCUUGUUGUAGGAUUUAAUAAGAACUUCAAAGUUGAUCAUACAGUGAUAAUUUCUGUUCAGUCUUAACAAUGGAAUGGUCACUGCUGUUCAUAAUAAAGCAACACAUAUACUGAAAUGGGGCUGUCAGAACAAUUUCUUCUAGAGAUCUGUUCAUUUUACAGACUUGAAACAAGAAAGGACAUCUUUUAGAAAACUGAUCUGAUAAAGGAUACUAUUUGGUCCAGAGUUAUUUCUGAUAUAACAUCAGUGACUUAAAGGGCUGGAUUUAGUCAGUUAUGCCAAUUGACUCCCCUGGGUAAGCUUCAUUUCUUUACCUUCUAUACAUCUUGGACCGAUCUGACCUGAUAGCAAAAGACACAUGAUGUUGUUGAAAAUGAAAUACUGCCUUGGGGCAGAAGGAUAAACUGUGGCCUCCUGAGGUCUUCCCAGCAAUACUUUCUAUAAUUCUAUUAGAUUAAGUGGGGAAAGAAGUAGCGAGGAAAGCAUAAAACAGGCUAAGUCAUAAACUAGCAAUUAAAGUGGGAGCUGGGCCGGGCUACAGCAGAAAACGUACAAUCUAUCCCAAUUAAGAGCUGUAUCUCAAGAGAAACCAGGAGCCUGACGCAGGUGCUGACAGCAGGGAAAACACUGCAUUUCUGUUCUGUAGGCAGCAAAUGCUUUCUACUGGUGCUUACCCAGAUCCACGGGGGUCCGUACCCUGCUCAGGACUAUGCUCUGCUUUUAAUAAUUACUGUAUCUAUGAUAUUCAGCUGACAGCUGCUUGCAGUUGUUUUCUCAUCUGCCUGUAUAAAGCCAGCAGUCUGAUGGCAGAUCUCUAUUAGUAGAAGGAAGAUGUGUCUGUUCUUGACACCAUCUGUUAUGGGACCCCUCCCUCUCUCCCGGAGUUCACAGUCUUUCCAUUUCAUCUCCACUUCUUCAUGGAGAAUAGCUACCACUGCUUGUUUUUAGCAAGUCAUUUUUCCAUCUUGUAGAUGAUACUCUGUGAUCCUGGGGCUAAGAGGCUUCUAGGACCUUCUGCAGCAGAGGUGGAUUGCUAGCAUGAAAUAUUCAAGGGCCAUGUUGGCCCCCUUAGCGUUUCUCAUAGCCUGAGGGCAAAUCAUCUCUCUGCUUCUCGCAUCCUAUUUUCUCCUCCUGCUGUCAUCUUGCCUUGAGAACAAUGUCUUGUGAGCCACUUGCCCUUGGCUCUGUUGACCUGGAACAGCAAGGCUUGGGGGAGGGAGAAAGAAGAGAGCAUCUCAGUCUCCAGUCCUUUCAGGUGUUGUGAACUCUGAGGCGCUAUUGUCGAAAUCACCUGACAGGUGGGGAUGUUGCUCAGUCUAGAGUGUAAUUUUCUGGCAGGAGACCCCCAGCUGAGUCCCAGCAGCCUCAUCUCGGCUCUUCAGAGCUUGCUGCAGUAUAACUUUCAUAGACAUGGGUUGUUCUCAUUCUGACUUGGAGCUGUGGUUGCUUAUUGUUUUGUUUUGUUUUUACUCCUUGGGGGUCCUUCUCUCAUUCUUCUGUCACAGCUUCACAUAUUUCUUCCCCUAGAGCUGUUUGUCAAGAAAAGUCUGGAAUUGCUCUCUUUCCUGGUCUCUGAGAUCAAAUCCAAAUUUGGCAAUGUUUAAAAGGGAAAUGUGACAGACCCUACAUGUCAAACUGGGGUCAGGGAUGGGGUCAGUUUAAUGAGUUUCCCUCCAGCCAGAUAUGCAUCAGUUGGAGAAAUGUGGAGCCUGUUAUCUUCCUGUACAAGUACUGGAAAAAUAUACAAUGUGAAGACUUUUAGUCAGGGAGUGUGAGCAGAUUAGGUACAUAGGCAGAAGUGGUGAGCUGCUGUGCCUCAAACAGUGGAAAUGAAGGAGCAGUAGGGGAAUAGGAAUGAAUAGGAGUGACUAGGGUCUAUAUUCCUUCAUGAAAAGCCCAAGGGAUUUGCAGAGGGAGAGUGGGAAAUGUGGAUGGAAAGACCUAAGGCUUUUUCUGGCUUGUAGAGUUAUGUACGGAAAUUAAAUGAGAGAAAACAUAAUUUAUGCUUGAGCCGUUGAGGGAAAACAAGGAUACAAGAUAGUGGUGGAUGACAUUGCAGGUUGCAGAACAGGUGGUAAGAAUAAAUAACUGGAUAGAAAUUUGCAGCACUGAGAUCUCCUGGUCGAGGUUGGUUUGGGGAAUUCAGAGCCAUGAUGAGUAAGGUCAGUGGCAACCAUGAGUUUAGGUUCAAGAUAAAGGGUUUGCAGUAGACAAAGGCAGGUUGGAUUAAAGCCUGUGUGACAGAGUUGAUGCUGGAGUUAUGCAGCAAUCGUGAAAACCCAUAAUAGUAAGCCUAGAGUAGCAUGGGGAGAUAAACACAGCAAUGCACUGAGGAUCAUAUUCAGGGGAGACUGGAAAAAAUUAAAAAAAAAAAAAAUAGAC
Messenger RNA from Lagopus muta (rock ptarmigan), 7132 nucleotides. It is a transcript of the gene IFT27, whose product is annotated as intraflagellar transport 27. NCBI's taxonomy places the organism in Eukaryota, Metazoa, Chordata, Aves, Galliformes, Phasianidae. The record is from RefSeq and is a predicted model, not a curated record. Gene Ontology annotation, cellular component: Golgi apparatus. The coding region runs from base 547 to 1107 and encodes 186 amino acids. Gene Ontology annotation, molecular function: GTP binding; GTPase activity. The transcript has 7 exons.